AAUACUUCUCCUCAGUCUCCUACUGCCACUGCACUGCUUGAGACCCCUAUAACAUUGGAUUUUGAUCCUAUGAGUUUUCAAUUCAAAGAAGAUUCCCCACUAACCUCUCCUGAUAGUGGCCCUGAUAUUGGUGAGAUGUCGAGUCCUUCACAAAAUGCCGAUGUUGUUGAAUUUUUUGAUCCCUUUUGUCCCGUGAAAGAGGAGAGCCCUACAGACUAUUACCCAAAUGUCAUGUUAGGUCAAGCAACUUUGGCUGAGCCUCCAUUAGACACUUUAUCUGAGCAACAGUAUUCUAAUGUCUUUCCAAUAUAUGAUGAUGUUCAUGAUGACACUGUUGUAAAUGAUUCAUACCAGGAUGAUAUAUGUGAAGUCAUGUCUGAAAUUAGGAAUGAGGCUGAUGACAUUUGUGAAAUGUCUUCUGAAAUUAGGGAUGAGGAUGUCUGCGAAAUGUCUUCAGAAAUUAGGAAUGAGGAAGAGGAUGUUUAUGAAAUAUCCUCGGAAAUUAAACAGGAGGAGGAUAAUAUUUGUGAAGUAUCCUUAGUAAUAACAGAUAAUGAUAAUGAAGGGGCUAACAGAUCUGAUGCUUUUGAAAAAUCGGAGGAACUGCUUGCUGAUGUUUAUCCGAGCUCAGACUUUCCUACUGUUGCUAGUUCUAAAUCUGAAACAUCUGCUGAUGUAGAACUUAUAACAGAAUUAGAGCAGACACAAAGCGAAGAGGCUUGUGUCUCCUCGAUCACUGAACAAGAGUUUGAUGAUAACAAGCAUGAUACUAAUUCCCAGCAUGAGCAAUAUCCAAUUUCUGAUGAAGAUAUUUCUCGGAGAGGUCGAACAAGCUCUUCAUCUUCACAUUCAUCAAGGAGUGAGAAAAGUGAGAAAAAAUCUGUAUAUAAAUCUUCGGAAUCUAGUUAUAAAGAGGAUACUAAAAUAAAUACCACUUCUGUUAAAAAAGAAGAAACAAAGAAAACAGAGCUGCACUCUAAAAAAGGAACAGUAGUGCAAAAUGAAAUAAAUGGUUAUUCUUCACAUAAUGGAAUUGAUAAUUUAAUAUCCGUAAAGAAUAAUAUGAAUUUGGACCACGAGCGGAGAACUUCCGAAAAAGAAAAGUUUUCAGAUCACCAAACAUCAGUGACAGAUUUGAUGUCAACGUAUGUCUCUUUAACUGCUCAAGAAAGUCAACCUUUAUCAACUAAAGAAAUAAUCUCUACUGGAAUUGAUAUAAAGUCACUGAAAUCGACCUUCAUUAAAGCCAGAGAAGAAUACAAGUAUAAAGAAAGUGAAAAUAUAGAAACUGGCAUUUCUGUCAAAAUUUUGAAGUCAAGUUUUACUAAAACCUCUGAUGAAACACAGCAGAGUGUAUUACUAGAAGAAGUUAAACCAUCUGUUGACAGAGUUAAAGUUCAACGGACAUUUAGUCAGAGUGGUCAAGACGAGCUCUGUUUAUGCAAGAUAUGUGGGAAACAUGUUUACCAAAUGGAAAAAAUGAAGGCAGAGAAGAGUAUAUUUCAUAAGAAUUGUUUCCGAUGUAAAGAAUGCAAUAAACUGUUGAAUGUUGAUUCUUAUUCAUCAAAUGAGGGAGACAUUUACUGUAAACCUCAUUUCCGUCAACUUUUUCAACCAAAAGCAAGAUUCGAUGGAGAGGAUGCUGCCCCAACUGAAAUACAGAGUGAAGAAGGGAAGCAGCGGCGUAAUGAGAUGAUUAUACGGGAAAAUACUCCUGCUGAACUACCUCCAGAUGUUGUGCGAUCUGAUUCUAAACCGGAUCAUGGCCUUGAAAAUAUUCCUGUGAACCUUAGCAGUAUCAAAUCCAAAUUUGAGGCCUACCGUGAAGAGCAUCACCUCCCCUCAACUACUGAUGUGUGUACCUUACAGAGAUCUGCUAGUGUGAUGGCUAGACUGGCAAAGUAUCAGUCUGCUGUCUCUGGCGGAGAUAAUGAAAAUGGAGAAAUAUCAGAGUCUGACAAUGACGACGAAUGCAGUGAAGAUCCAACAAUAAUCAAACCUAGCAAGCACAAAGAAAAGGUAGUUUUCAGUGGAAUGUCAAAUUUAAAAUCUCAAUGGGAAACAGGUUCUGUUACUGCAACAAAAGAAGAGAGGAUUGAAGAAAAGAAAGAAGAGUUAAACAAAUUACGACAGCGUAUUUGCCUUGGUAGAUCAGAAUCAAUGAAAGCUGUAUAUGAGAAGGCUUGCCAAGAUACCUCCAAAGCAACUGUAACAAGGCCUGAACCUGCUGAUCUUCCACGUGAAAUCAAGGCUACGCAAAUAAAAGAAAGAUUUGAAAAGGGUGAGCUUGUAAGUGAAGUUGAAGAAGAAAAUUUAGAGAAGGUUCGAAAAGAGAAGGAAGAAGAUUUGAGUGUUUUCACUGAACCAGGUAUAGCUAAUGAUGCCAAAAAACUGUUUAAACAGAUUGAUGCUACUGUUAAAACAACUACGAUUUUAUCAAAAUCUCCAAGUAAAUCUCCUCUAAGUGAACGCCAAACAUUUUUUCAUUCACCCACUAGAGAUGCACAUGAUGUUGUUAAAUGUAGUGAACCAACUGAAAAAGAGGAAAUUGUUGUCGAUACUACAGAUGUAACACAAAGAUUUAAAUUUUUUGAGAAUUACUCAGAAUCGCCUAAAGAAAGGAAGAGGUUCCAAAUCACCCCACCUAGGGAGCCUGCCAAGGAAGAUACUCCUGACAGAGAAAUUCCUCAUGAUCCUAAUGUAGUUCGUGCAGUUGAUACAGUUGAUGAUAUUCCUGCAACUGAUACUGCCCGAAGAAUGUUAGAUAAGUUUAAGGCUCUAGAAAAAGAGACUCCAUCUGUUCCUGCUGGUCCAAAACCACUGAAGCGAAUUACACCUCCUCGAGAAUAUACAAAAGUUGAUGACAGUCAUGAUUCAUCACCAGAACCUGAAAGAGAUCCUAAUAUUGUCCGUUCCAGUUAUAAAGUAGAUGAUGAUAUUAUUGUUGAAGCUGAUAAAGCUAAGAGCCUGAGAGCAAAAUUUGAAAAUUGGGACACUGAAUUGAGAGAAAGUAAGAGGAAUGAGGAGGAUGAAGAAGAGGAUUUCCUUCCGCAAGUGGAUACUACAAAAACCUUAAGAGCAAAAUUUGAAGCCAUUAAAGAAGAAACUUUAAAACCUGUUGAAAAACCAAAGCCAAAAGUUAAUCGAUUUGUUCAAGAACAGAGUGUGACUAAUAUGGACUUAUGUAGCAUCUGUGGGAAAAAAGUUUAUCCAAUGGAAAAGAUGGAAACAAGUGGCAUGAGGCUUCAUAAAAAUUGUUUCCGAUGUGCCCAUUGCUGUUGUAUGUUAAGGUUAGAAAAUUAUACCAAAAGUGGAAGAAGGCUAUAUUGUACUCCACAUUUUAAGCAACUUUUUAUAUCAAGGGGUAAUUAUGACGAAGGAUUUGGCCGUGAACAACAUAAAGAAAAGUGGAAUCGUAGUUGUAAUAACACUCCUAUACCACGAGACUUGAGAGAGAAUGAUGAUGUGGAAUAUUCAAAUGGAGAUGUUCAGUGUUUGGAGCAGACAGUAUAGUUUGUUGGUGUACAAAUUAUUCAUUAUAAAAGGUUGAAAAACUGUUCAUCAUACAAAAUUCUUAUUUGAAAUAAGAAAAAAAAAAAAAAAUACAUAUAUAAGCAUCUUUGGACUAAGCAUUUUAUACUGCUGUUUGAUUGUGGUUUUUAGCUUUAAUGUGCAUGAAACUUUCACGUAUAUAUUGCCUGUUUAUUUUGGUCCUCGUCAGUGCAAUUAUUUUGUAAAUUCUUUUAUACUGAGUUAUGCUCCUGAUUAUUUUUGCACUAUGAAUAGUUGCAUGUAGUACUAAUUUAUGUUACUAGGCUUAUCCAUUUUUGAUGUGUUUAUUUUUUCAGUGGAACACCUGAAAAAAUUCCUUUGUAUUUAUACUGUGUAAAAUAAAAUUUGUGAUGUGACUGGGAAAUUCCUUGAUGGAACUAGCAUCAUCAUAUUCUUUUUUCAUAAAUGAAAAAUAUGCACAUCUUGUUGCUGCUGUUGUACUUACAUUUUUUGUAUGCUUUGUACAGCUUGAUUUUUUUAAAUUUUUAUAACUGUGCAUGGAAUCAAUUUUUGUGCCCACUAUUCUCAUUUUGUAGAUGUAUGUGUGUGAUGUCAUUCUAAUUAUCUUGAAUUUUGAGAAACAUGGUGCUUGAUGUUAAAAUUUUUUUUUAAUCUUGUAUAUCAGUAUUUUUCAUGUGAAUGCAAGAAAGAAUACGAGUACAUUUUUUAAAUGGUUUUGCAAAACCUAUUUGAUCCACAAUUUUUUCACUUUUACAUUAUUUUAAGUAUAAAUAUUUAAUUAUUUACAUAAAAAGUUUAAAGAGAAAAAGGUUGUAGCAGGAUAAAUUUAUGGUAGACCAACAAUUAGACUUUCUGCAACUUAAAUUAAAAAGUUAUAUAUAUAUAUACAUUAAUCUCCAUGUGCUGCCUCAUUUAAUGGAAAAAAUGUUGUUCUUUUAUUUCUCAUUUGCUUAUUGUUUUACACAACUGUAUAAAGUGUUUAUUUUUGGGUUGUAAUAUAAUUAUUGCAGAGAGUAAUCUUUUUCAAAUGACAUCAGAAUUUGUAUUAACUCUUUUCAUUAAGGUAUGCAGUAUCCAUUAACAUGCUGCUGUCAUUUUGAAAUUUUUUAUUGGUAUCACAAUUUUUAUAAAUGAUAUACUUUUGGCAUUAAGUUUCAACUUGUGAAAUGUGGCGUUCUUUUAACGCUAAUUGCAACUGACUGGAAGAGUCAAGUUUAUUGCUGCUGAUAGAACAGUUUUGCUACUUUCUGGACUUAAAACCAAAACAAGAAGGGUGAAGAAUAAAAUGCACAUGUGCCAGUCAUCAUGUUUUUGUAAAAUCAGUAAAGAAUUUUAUUUAUCAGCAUUUAUUUCUAGUCCGUUUUGCAUUCUUAGCACAAAUUACAGGAUGGUUAUAAUUUAAGUGUGAAGCUUGUUUUGGUUGACAUAUUUUGCUGAAAUUUGAUAUAUAUGUUAUAUGAACCAUGCAGAAAACUGCAUUAACAAAUAGCCUUUCGAUUUUCGACUACCAGGUGAAAAAAUGGCAUAUUAGGAACAAGAAGUGCAAAUAGCUAAAAUAAAACUAUUUAAUCACAGCAUUUUUUCAGUGUGCAUUUUGCUUGUGUUAGCCACAUGUUCAAAGCACAUUUUGACAUGUUUAAGAAUAACUCAGAGUUUCUUUGAGAAUUGCACAAACGUGGCAUGUUAUGCUUAAUUUCAGUUCAGGCAGAGUCCAUAUUCUUCAGGUGUGAGCUUUCAAAUUCCUGCUUAAACAUUCUUGUUAGUGUAAAGUAAGUUACACUAACAAGAAUACUUGUUAGUGUAAAAUCUUGCUACUGCAGGAGUUCGGAGUAAUGGGCACUCGUGAUUUCACAUUUUUUAGAGCUGUGAGGAGCAUUUUGAAAGAAAAAAAGGGCCAAGAGUAAAGUCAAGUGUAAAUUCAUACCUUACAGUUACAUGAUCAAAAUGCAGGACUGUUCAUGCACAAUACUGGAACUUGCAGUAGCUUUUAUGCAACAGUUCUGAAUAUUCAAUUCUCUAAGGUGAAAUUGUGUUGUCUGACCCCAUAAUGUUCCAAGGCCAUACAUUUCAGUUUUUGGCCAUUCAUUUGCUCGCCGAAAACUAGCAUGCAAAGUAGUGCAUUGAUACAGGUCUUGAGAGUGCAAUUUUUGCCUCAUGUGGAUCUUGCAUGGAUACCAUUUUAGAAUGGAUCAUGGAAUGUUUCAUAUCAUACACCAUCCUAGCAGUGUUCUUAACUGAAUGGGUGGGAGUAUCAAGGCUGGUUAGUGCAACCAAGCGAUAGCAAUAGCACAAAUCGUGCAAUGCAACCUUAAUACUUGCCAAAGAAUAUAUUCAUAACAGGACUGUCGGUCAGCAACCGUGACUUCUUCCAAUUUCAUCUGAGGUCUGUUUUCUUGGCAGCACUCGCAACUGCCCAAUCUCUUCAACAUAGGUUCUUUCUGCAAGCCUUUUAAACAUUGAUAUUCUGUCCGUGCAGCUAAACUAUUCCUGCAGUUCUGAUUAAACAACUUGAUUAGUAAAACUUAAGCUUUAUCCUCAAAAGGCCUGGUCAAGAAUGAUUUUACGGUAUUUACUGUAAUUUAAAAAAAUUUUGUAAUUGCAUGUCUUUUGUUUAUUCUGUGUUGCAUGAAAAGUGCCAUCUGAUUGUUGAAAUUUGAACUGUUUCAAACUCAUAUGCAGUUUUCUCUUCUCUAUGUAUCAAGUUUCAGCAAAAUACAUCAUCUACAUACAUCUGAGUUGAGUCACUUUAAUUAUAACCACCAUGUAUAAUCAUUUCAACAAAGUAUUUGAAAAUGAUGGUUACAAUAUAUACAUAUAAUGCAUUUUCAUUUUAAAAUUAAUGCAUGUUUAAAAGCUCAAGUGCUUAAUGACAAUGUACUCAGAAUUCAAGCAUGUAUGUACAUAAAGUAAGUCCGAUAAAUGGAAUUUGAUAUUAAUUUAUAAACCUCUCUCAUAAUAGUUUGAAUCAUGUUAUGAUCUUGUUUUUAUUAGUAUAUUUUUGGUAGUCUGAAGAGGCCUGAAUGUUAAUACGUUGAAAUGAAAUUUAGGAAUUCCCCAUAUCAAGUUAAUAAAUUAUGAUAAAAACUUUAACUGAUAUCAUUUGAUACCUAAUUAAAUGUAUAGUAUAUGAAGAAUUUCCUUGUUAAAGCAUUUGAAUUCUAGUUUAGAGUAUGUUGAUCAGCUAUCUUUUUGUCCUUUGUAUUUAGCUUAUUGUUUAACAAGACUUAUGUUUGAAAUUGCUACAUUACCUGUUAACUUUGGCUAUAGUAACUGCAUAAUAAAGUUAAGGAAUCUUUUAAUUCACUCAGGUAUUUGUUUGCUACUUAAAUUUCAUCAGAAGUUAAAGCUGUAUUUCUAAUGUAUUUUACAGAUGCCAUAAUAUAAUUUUAUUUGUAUUUGUGUUUCAUAUUUAGAAAAUAUAUGAAUGUUAUGUUUAUUCUCAUUUAUUUGUAACUGAUUAUUCCACAUGAAAAGAUAUUUUUGUCUUAUGAAAGUUUUGUACAUGUUAACAAGUAUGGCCAAAUGUGAAUGUUUGAGGAUCUGCAAUACAUAAAGCAGUUUAAUCUUGUUAGAAUUGCUAUCAAACAUCAAUUAAUUUGGCAUCCAUUCUUAUAAAAAGAAAUUAAAUUUCAUUUUCUUAACUGAUGUUGGAUGUAAUUAAGUAUAUUUAUGAUCUUUAUGUUAAUAUGUGCAAAAAAUAUAAAUCUAAUUCAUGUUGAUUAAAAUGUACAUGAAUGUUAAUGUAAUAUAAAAAAAAUCUAGAAUACUUCAUUACUGGUACAUGCAUUUGUAAUCUAAAUUAAAAUAGUUUAUUUAUUUCAAAAUGCUGUAAUCAUCCAUUUAUUUGCACUUGGUUUGCGUUAAAAAUGUAAAUUGUAGUUUUUAAUGUUAUGAGGAGUUUUUGUAGGUAUUAGGGUAUGAAUUACUGUCAUUGGCAGCUACUCUCAAAGCAUGAAAAUUAUGAGAAAUAACACUUUUUUGAACUUUUCAUAUUUUAACCCAUAAAAAUGAAAAGGUCUAUAAGUGUCUUAAGGGUUAAUAUAUUCAUUUGAUUUUUAUAUCAUGUAGGCUACUUUAUACCAAAUGUAAGGAUUCAUUUUGGCCACAUCUUCCUGUUUUGAAAGAUAAAUUUGUAAGUGAUGUGUGUUCUUAACUCUUUUUAUAAACAUGAAAUUCGAUAUAUCUUAAUGAAAAUUAUACCUAAAGAGUAGCAAAAUUCUCUGAGAAGUAAUCUAACUGCUUUUGCAGUAUAAAUUUGCAUUAUUUCCCAAGUAUGAUAUUGUUUAUAAAAUGGUAGUUCAUGCUAUAGAAUGAAUGAAUGUUUAUGAUUGUCAUAUUUAUAUCCUCAUAGCUUUACCUUCUACUAAUGAAAUGUUAAUUAUACCCUGAAUAUACUUGGGAAAUAUUGGGAACAUUUGUGUUUGAAUUAACCUUUUGGCCACAGAUUAAAUAUUUGCAACAGGUGCUUCUGUAAUUAUGUGAUAGUCCUGUUUUCUUGUCUUCCUCUUUGUAGAAGCCAAUAUGUUAUGUAAUAUACUGUCAGCUCCAUAUAGGCACUGAUCCAAUAAAAAUAGUCAAUAUAUUUGGUUUGAAUGUUGAAUUUUCGUUAAAGAGCUGGAGCUUUUUUGUUCUAGAUAAAUGAUAUUGGCGUGCCUAUAAAGGAGAAACGUGUUUCCUUUUCCUUGUUUUUUUGUAAAAUUUUAAAUAAAUGUAAAUUAUAAAGUAUUCUGUAUCUUACAUUUAUAUUUGCUUGGCUGAAAAUAAAACGUGUACAGUGAA
Molecule: messenger RNA, 8292 nt
Organism: Stegodyphus dumicola
Lineage: Eukaryota; Metazoa; Arthropoda; Arachnida; Araneae; Eresidae
Source: RefSeq, a predicted model, not a curated record